This is a messenger RNA of Malus domestica (apple), 2015 nucleotides long. Its product is annotated as protein EXPRESSION OF TERPENOIDS 1. Gene Ontology annotation, molecular function: DNA binding; DNA-binding transcription factor activity. Gene Ontology annotation, biological process: positive regulation of DNA-templated transcription. The record is from RefSeq and is a predicted model, not a curated record. Lineage: Eukaryota; Viridiplantae; Streptophyta; Magnoliopsida; Rosales; Rosaceae. Gene Ontology annotation, cellular component: nucleus.
GGAAGGAGGACUCGCUGAUGGUUUAGUCGAUCACCCAGUCGCUCACAGUCUCUCACUAAAACUCGCAUACCGUGGACAGGUUUAGAGAGAGAAAGUAAGGGAGGAGAGAGAAAAAGAGAGGCAAGUUGGGGCAGUUGUCUUAAUGAGGAGGGAAGGGAAGGAGCAGUAGUAGGAGCAGAGCAGACUGGGUGCAGUUUCCAUGGCGGCGUUUGCAGGGCUCUAAUUCCGUGCCUUUAUUAUUGUUAUUGCUGCGAACUCCACGACAACACCUCCAGAAUUCAUUUCUAAACCCUUCCAAUUACUCACCCUACCCAACCCCAACAAAACCCAAAAAAAAUUUCCUUCCUUAAUAUUCUCCGUAGGUCUUAGUAUUCUUACCCUAACAUUAAAAUAUUCCCAAGAAUUACCCCUCAAAAAGCUGCAAAAAACUACCCUGUAAGGAGAUCGCUGAGAUUAAUUUAAAACACACAGUCGCACAGUAAUAGCGCACAGAUAAGAUCACAAGGUCAAAAAAGGAAACCCAGGUUGUGGUUUAAUUAAUAUGGAUUUGUACCCAAAAUUGAGGUUAUCAGAAAAAUGGCUGGCUUGUUUUGCUUAGGAGGGAGAGAUCAAAGUCCGAAUAGCCGCGGCAAACAAGAGGGAGGGAAUCAGAGCGGAAGAGUGGGAGGAGUAGCAGCGGAAGCGGCGGCUGGAGGAGGAGGAGGAGGGAACUUGUUUUUGUACAGAUCAACAGGCGAGCCGCAGGCCGAGAUCUACAACAAGGGGUUUGAGAUAUGGCCGUCACAAUACCAUCCACACCAAAACUUGAACUACUACUCGUUUGGAGUGGAUCCUAGCUACAACAGUAGACACUUGGACAACAAUAACGACGGCGUUUCGGCGGAUGAUCUAUCGGCAGGGUUGAGGCUGACGGUGAUGAGGGGAGGAGGGUUAGGAAGCAGCGGCGGCGGCAUGAACUGUCAAGACUGCGGGAACCAAGCGAAGAAAGACUGUCCGCACCUUAGGUGCCGGACCUGUUGCAAGAGCCGAGGGUUUCAGUGUCAAACACACGUGAAGAGCACGUGGGUUCCCGCCGCGAAACGACGGGAGCGGCAGGAACAAUUCUCGGCCUUACAACAAAACCGAAGUCAGCAACAACAGCAAGAGCAGCAGAUACAGUAUCGAGGUGAAAACCCCAAAAGGCAGAGAGAUAACUCUCUUGCCUGCGUUCGUAUUCCUUCCGACACGUCAGAACAAAUUCUAGGGUUGGAGUUGAAUCCAUUUCCGCCAGAAGUGAGCUCACCGGCGGUGUUCCGCUGCGUAAAAGUAAGUGCAAUGGACGAUGUAGAUGAGCAAUUCGCGUAUCAAACGGCUGUCAACAUCGGAGGGCAUGUGUUCAAGGGACUUCUGUACGAUCAAGGCAUGGAUGGUCAGUAUUACCCGAGUUCUGGAGGAGGAGGUGAGAGCUCCUCGGGCGGUCAAGGUACUAGCCACGAUCAUCACCAAGACGGAGGAGGAAGCGGAGGAGGAGGUCAUCCACAUCAUCAUCAGCAACAUAAUCUUGUAACAGUCGCGGCUGCCGGCGGGACCUCUGGCAAUCCGUCUACUACGUUGCUUGACCCUUCUCUCUUCCCAGCUCCAUUCAAUGCUUUCAUGGCUGGUACGCAAUACUUUCCGCCUCCCAGGUCUUAAAAACCAAAAACCCAAAACCCAAAAAAAACAUAGGCAGUAUUUGAUUUGCUUGUUUCCUUUUAACCAAAAUCUCUUUUUGUCAGCUAGCUACUAGCUUAAUUAGUCUAGCUGAUGAUGUUAAUUGUUCUGAUUAUCAUGGUUUUAAGUUUCUUAAUUUAACCUCAUGCACUCCAAGUAGAAGAAUACCUAGCUAGCUAGGGUGGCGAAUUGGAUCGAGACGUCGAUUGAUGAACGACGAGGACAAUUUAUAUUUGGAUGGACAGGGAUGUUUGGUUUUGUUCGAAUUUCAGCUCCGAUUUUUCGUGGUUAAUUAUUUUGAUGAGGAUAACUCUUAUCGAUGAUGA